Melanotaenia boesemani (Boeseman's rainbowfish) is the source of this 1818-nucleotide messenger RNA. Its product is annotated as solute carrier family 40 member 1. Bases 55 to 1818 code for a protein of 587 amino acids. The transcript is spliced from 9 exons. Gene Ontology annotation, cellular component: membrane. The record is from RefSeq and is a predicted model, not a curated record. NCBI's taxonomy places the organism in Eukaryota, Metazoa, Chordata, Actinopteri, Atheriniformes, Melanotaeniidae. Gene Ontology annotation, biological process: iron ion transmembrane transport. Gene Ontology annotation, molecular function: iron ion transmembrane transporter activity.
AUACAUCAUCGAGGAAGAACAGAUUGGACUGAGCGUAACAUCUAAACAAAGGCCAUGUCCCGGCGAGCAGAUGCUUCCCAGUGUGGUGGAGUUGUGGUUGAAUUUGAGUCCGAAAACAUGAGGGAUUCAAGAGCUAAAGAAAGAAGGAGCGUACCGGGUUCAGCUCUUAUCUACCUCAAGGGUCCAAAGUUUCUCAUCUAUGUCAGUGGAGCAUUGUCAAUGUGGGGUGACCGCAUGUGGCACUUUGCAAUUUCUGUAUUCCUGAUUGAGCUGUAUGGCCAUAACCUGCUGCUGACUGCAGUGUUCGGAUUGGUAGUGGCGGGGUCAGUGCUGCUACUUGGAGCUUUGAUUGGAGACUGGGUUGAUCGCAACCCCAGGAUUAAAGUUGCACAUGCAUCUCUUUUCAUUCAGAACACCUCAGUGACCGUAUGUAGCAUUGUGCUCAUGUUGGUGUUCUCAUAUAAGCAAAGGAUUGAACAGAUCUGGGAUGGAUGGCUUACUGUGGUUUGUUAUACGGUGGUGAUCGUCCUGGCAGAUGUGGCAAACCUUGCAAGCACAGCGCUGACCAUUGCCAUUCAGAGGGAUUGGAUUGUGGUCAUCACGGGCUACAACCGAGGUCACCUCGCUGGAAUGAAUGCAACCAUGAGGCGGAUAGAUCAGGUGACUAACAUCCUGGCCCCACUAGCAGUAGGACAGGUCAUGACCCUGGCCUCCAAUGUGGUUGGCUGUGGCUUCAUCCUUGGUUGGAAUCUGGUGUCUCUCAUUGUUGAGUUCUUCUUCUUGUCGCGGGUGUAUCGCAUCGUCCCUGCUCUUUCAGUCAAACCACCAACAGUCGAGGAUGACCAAGCAUACCUGCAGAGUGCAGAGAGGAGAGAGCCUCAAGGCAAUGUUGCACAACCUCAACCUCUGACAGAAGAUAACUGCAAUUCAAGCAUGCAUCUAAACAAAAUCACUAACUUGCCACAGUGUUUCCGGAGGUUUCGCUGGUUGGUGAGCACUUGUAAAGAUGGCUGGAGGGCCUACUAUCGCCAGCCUGUCUUCCUGGCAGGAAUGGGUCUGGCUUUCCUCUAUACUACAGUCCUGGGGUUUGAUUGCAUCACCACCGGCUAUGCCUAUACACAGGGCAUUAGUGGAUCUCUUCUUAGUUUGCUGAUGGGUGUGUCAGCAAUCACAGGGUUGAUGGGCACUGUGAUGUUCACUAGACUCAGGAAGACCUAUGGCUUAGUCAACACAGGCAUCAUCUCAAGCUGCCUCCACCUGGGCUGCUUGUUGCUAUGUGUUUGCUCUGUUUUUGCUCCUGGAAGCCCGAUGGAUCUUAACUUGCUGAUGCCCUACUUUACUGCAAAUUCCUCUUCUGAGCCUGGAGGGAUGGCAAGCCAAAGGCAAAAACACACCUAUCCUCUGUCUGGAGGUAACAAUCAGCCACUGCUUCCUGAUCGCUCCUCCAUUCAUUGGACCAAUAACACUGUGCUUUUUGACAACGUGCCAUCUGGAACAGCUCCAGAAUCUUACAUCUCCAUUAUUCUGCUGUUCUUGGGUGUCAUCACAGCACGCAUUGGUCUGUGGUCCUUCGACCUGACUGUGACCCAGCUUCUGCAAGAAACCAUCUGUGAGUCUGAGAGAGGAAUUGUUAAUGGGGUGCAAAGCUCUAUGAAUUACCUUAUGGACCUGCUUCACUUCAUCAUGGUGAUCUCCGCUCCACAACCAGAACACUUUGGGAUCUUAGUCAUCAUCUCUGUUUUAUUCAUCACCACUGGGCACAUCAUGUACUUCUUCUAUGCACAUAAAGCCAAGAGAAAACACAGACUCAACACAUAA